GUUCACAUUCCACCUCAUCUGGGAACAUCUGCCAAGCAAGAAGUCAAGAAACCCGCCCACGAUCAAGCACACAAGGACAGGAGAUGCAGCUCCUACCUCAAGAGGCACAGGUCGGUGGACAUCAAAUUCCUCAACUUGUCGUAUUUCGUCAAGGAUGCACCCAGCACCAAAGGAAAGAAAGCCAUUUUGAAGAACAUCUCUGGCAAGUUUGUGUCCGGAGAACUGACAGCCAUCAUGGGUCCCUCUGGUGCUGGCAAGUCUUCGCUGAUGAACAUUCUGGCUGGAUACAGAACAAGAAACGUAACAGGAUCCAUUCUGGUGCAGAAUUCUGAAAGAGACCUGAGGACAUUCCGUAAAAUGUCCUGCUACAUCAUGCAGGACGAUGAACUGUUGCCUCAUCUGACGGUGGAGGAGGCCAUGAUGUGUUCAGCAAACCUCAAGCUGGAUGAGAAUCUGACACCACAAGAGAAACAGGAGAUGGUGGAUGAGAUUCUGGACACACUGAGUCUGAAUGAAGCUAAGAAAACCAGAGCCUCCAAUCUGUCAGGAGGUCAGCGCAGACGGUUGUCCAUAGCCUUGGAGCUGGUCAACAACCCACCUGUCAUGUUUUUUGAUGAGCCAACCAGUGGUCUGGACAGUGUCUCAUGUUUCCAGUGUGUGUCGUUGCUGAAAAAGUUGGCCGAAGGUGGGAGAACAAUUAUCUGUACCAUACACCAGCCCAGUGCUAAACUGUUUGAGAUGUUUGAUCAUCUGUACCUACUGGUAGAGGGCCAAUGUAUUUACCGUGGCAACAUUGGAGCUCUGCUGCCCUACUUUGGCAGUCAAGGUCUGGUGUGUCCCAACUAUCACAACCCAGCAGAUUAUGUGAUGGAGGUAGCAGCAGGCGAGUACGGAGAAGACAAAAUUCCAUUUCUGAUCCAAGCUCUCAACGAUGGAAAAUGUGAACCAUUUCAG
Candidula unifasciata is the source of this 954-nucleotide messenger RNA. The record is from the annotation of a GenBank genome assembly. NCBI's taxonomy places the organism in Eukaryota, Metazoa, Mollusca, Gastropoda, Stylommatophora, Geomitridae.